Molecule: messenger RNA, 2655 nt
Organism: Dermacentor andersoni
Lineage: Eukaryota; Metazoa; Arthropoda; Arachnida; Ixodida; Ixodidae
Molecular function (GO): protein binding
Source: RefSeq, a predicted model, not a curated record
AAGAAGGAAGUAGACGUCCACUUUCAGCGGCGAGGGCGCGCGUUUCUGGACGCGCCCAAACACAUCAACUUCAUCGUCAUCAUCAUCAUCAUCAUCAUCAUCGCGCGAGCCAUUGGAUUCUAACAAGGCCACGUAGCGUUGUUGUUCAGCGUUCGGGAACGUCGCGCCUUGUUCUGACCUGGCCACAGGAGAAAUAAGGAUCAUCGCCAGCAUCAAGCUACCUCAUAUUCAAUGAGGCGGCGACGGGUGGAGGAGUCGCAUUCCAAGACCGUCAGCUACCAAUACCCGGACUUGGAUGCCGCAGCAACUGCCAUACAGGCGGCAUAUCGGGGACACCUAGCGCGAAAGAAAAUCACUACGCUGAAGAGGCAGCCACGGCAGCAGCAGCAGGGAACCCACACAAGCCGCGUGGUUGGCGGCGUCACCGGCAAUCUCACCGGCGUCAACACCGCGACCUUCCCGCCUUGCCCUCGCGGCACCAGGCAGCAGAUUGUGGCUGCCCGGGCGACCGCACACGGCAACCGGCGUGGAGCCAGUGGCUUCAGGCGCCAGCAAGCACACAAGCCUCCACCUAGCUCUAGUAGCAGUAGCGAACGCCAUUUGGCACAAAUGAAAAGCUCGAGCCAGCGUCGCACAAGCAACAGGGCUCGUAGGCAUCGUUACCGACCACCAGCAAUGCCGCCUCUCAGAACGGCGGUGUACGGGGAAGCUGCAGCCAACCAGCUACGUGUGGAUGCCUCAGAUAGCGACGGCGAGAACGUUCGACGCUUUGGAAGCGACAUUCUAAUUGAGAUGAAAAACUCGAAUCAGGGUUGCACUCCUACUCCAGUGGGCGACGGCAACUUCUGGUACGAGGACGAUAUGGAGCGUGCGGCCCGCGCAAAGCGCUUGACGUCUUCUAGCAGACCAAUUUUUAUUACACCGCGUGUUCAAAACGCCAAGUGUCUGACCAAAAACUACCAGCGAAUUGACGGCACGGGAAGGGACGAAGGCCGGCGCGGCGGCAGGAAUAACGGCUGCCAAGGAACCUGUCCCGAGCCUUGCGCCGCCCGCUACGUCCACGCGACUGAAAAAGUGCCUGAAGAGUGCGAGAAAUGUAAAGCCCAUCAAACUUUACUCUUAGGGCAGCAAACCUCGAAGGAAUGUCUCCUGUCGUGUCAUGAGAAACCUGGAGUUCAUUUCCAUAAUGAGUCCGACCGCCGCUACUACGAGCGGAGAAUGGCGAUGCGCAUUGGGGACGAAGAGUCAUGCGAGGAAUGUUCGUACGAAUCUCACGCCGAAAGAGACUGGCAGCGUAUCCUCGCAGCCAGCAUCAACCUGCCGGACGACCCUGGAAGAACAGAGAGAUGGGUUCUCGCACAUUACCAGUACGCGCCAGAGCCUCUGCGUGCGGAAAGCGCGGCAGAUCCCGUGCUCAUUUUCGGAGAGGCUGUCUCACCACCGAAACAGGAGCCGAAGGUUCCUGGAACCCGCACUCGGCAGGCAAACAAAAACCACGCUAAAAAAAUGCCCCAAAAUAUGAAAAGUGCCGCAGGAGCAUUCGUAGACGACUCCUCCGAAGACAGUUCACCGCCGCUAGAUAGGAAGCAACUCCAGUUCAUGCCGUCUACCGUUUGGCCCAGCCACCGGGGAAUUAUGAGGAGCUACAAAGAAAUCAUCAAGGAAGAACAAACGAAAAGAGCUGUGAAUGUCCCGAUAAAUGCGUCUUCGCGGCACCAGAUUGACCACACUUCUCGCAGAAAAGACGCCUGUUAUAACAAUCCUGGCGGCGAGUACCAAGCAAACGAAGCUCGCUUCGACGAAGUGGUGGGACAUGGUACCAGUGUGAACAAAGGGCACCAGACAAGUACGUAUCCCGAGAAAGUGUGCGGGUGCAAGGAGCAAACGAUGCCAACGGACGCGUCCGACCACAGGCAACAUGCCUGCGGUGGUGCACAUCCCAGGAUCCCAUAUCAAGGCAAGAUGCUUCCCGUAGAAGGUACUUUAACAAAAUCGUCGUCCCAGCUGACAGGAAACCGAGAGAUGGGAUUUCGCCCAGGCCAGUUACUGAUGGAAGGAAGACGCAAUCAAAGUUGUGAGAAAAAAUGGGCUGCCAAAAUUUGUAACGGGAGUGGAGACCGAAGUCCUACCUCAGCGGACCACCAGCUCGCCGCGCCGCUGCGUAGUCGAGCCGCAAUGCGCGCACAAGCCGCGAAGUUCGACAACGCCGCUGGCGAGCAGAAAACUCAGUUCUACUCCUGUGAAAGCCGACUGAGCAAGGACACAAGUGGGUGGCGGGCGGCUGACGCCGAGUCGCACUACUGGAGCCCUGUGACCUCAUUGCUACCACCGCUGCCCCAGAAGAAAGUCCGCGAAAGGCACGAGAUCCUGAAAUCCAUUCGCAGCGACUGGUUUUACACCGACGAUAUGGCCAUUGUUCCGACGCUCCAGAACAUGACAAGCCACAACCUUAUGCUUAUCGGUGGCAUCUCGGCUCAUUUCCCAACCAAUUAUUUGGAUGGCUCUGCAGUUACUAUCUACCACCCGCAGAAGCAGGCCUGGUUCUUCUUCGGCACCAUGCCUGAACCGAGAUGCUACCACACCGCAGUACUCGUCGGCGACGCCAUCAUUGUGGCAGGCGGCCAGCUCGAAGGGAUGGGUCACGUGCGGCCGUAA